AUGGUGAGCUGGGCCAGUGUGAGGAUGCAAGGAGACAACAGGAAGCAGCAGCAUGCCGCUCAGGAGGAGCCGCAGGUGUUUGGACACCUGCUGAAGAGACCAAUGGAAACGUUUUUUGACAACCACCACCCGGCCCUGAAGUCCCCCAUCUUGGUCUCCGGUCCUCGCUGCGCGGCGGAGGACACCUUCAGCCGCCACUUUGAGAGCAUCAUGGAGUCUCACCGGGCUAAAGGCACAUCGUACAACAGCCUGGACAGCGAGGAGCUGCUGACCUCCAGCACCCAAACCGUCCUGACCUUUGACCUGCCCACACUCACCCCUGCCAUCCACGGACCGGUCUGCCAGAGCGCCAGGCAGAUCGUGCAGCUCAGCUUCGCCCCGCUGGCCCACGACGAGAGGCCCAGCAUCUCCGAUUCCAUCUUCACCAUGACGGGGGACUCGGACGCCACGCGAGCCCCGUCCAGCGAAAGGCUGAGCAGCGGGUCGGACAACACGCCGCCCAGAGGACGGGGGUGUUCGCAGCUGGGGAGCAGCUGGUACAGCAACCCGUCUUUCUCAUUACCGAGCAGAGACAAAGCCCGCCUGGCGACGGACUCGGAGCUGGACCAGGACCUCAGCGAGCGGCUGGGUCUGGGCAGCAGCGACACGCUCACCAACGGCAGCCACCGAGCCGACGUGGCGGCGGCCAGACGUUUGGCCAAGCGGCUCUUCAACUUGGACGGCUUCCGGAAGUCUGACGUGGCGCGCCACCUCAGCAAGAAUAAUGACUUCAGUCGCAUGGUAGCAGAAGAGUAUCUGAGUUUCUUCAACUUCACCGGCCUCUCCAUUGACCAGGCGCUGCGGACGUUCCUCCGGCAGUUCGCCCUCAUGGGGGAGACUCAGGAGAGGGAGCGGGUGCUGUCUCACUUCUCCAAGCGUUACCUGAAGUGCAACCCGAAGGUCAUGCCGUCAGAGGAUGCAGUUCACACUCUCACCUGUGCUCUGAUGCUGCUGAACACCGAUCUGCACGGCCAGAACAUCGGGAAGAAGAUGUCGUCCACGCAGUUCAUCGGCAACCUGGAAGGACUGAACGCCGGCCAAGAUUACCACAAGGAUCUGCUUAAAGCGCUCUACAACUCCAUCAAGAACCAGAAGCUGCAGUGGACUCUCGACGAGGAAGAGCUGCGGAAGUCGUUUUCGGAGCUGGGCGACAGCCUGUGUGACUCCGGCGCCGCCCGGGCGGUGAAGGCCGAGGGCGGCGGCGCCGGGAAGCCGCUGGCGGACGAGACGCAGCCGUCCGGAUCGCUGCUGUACAAGAACGGGUUCCUGGUCCGGAAGGUCCACGCCGACCCGGACGGCAAGAGAACUCCCAGAGGGAAGAGAGGCUGGAAGACGUUCUACGUCAUCCUCAAAGGGCUCAUCCUCUACCUGCAGAAGGGGGAGUACCGGGCGGAUAAGCAGCUCUCCGAGGAGGACCUGAAGAACGCCGUGUCCGUGCACCACUCUCUGGCCAUGAAGGCCUCGGACUACAGCAAGAGGCCCAACGUCUUCUACCUGCGCACCGCCGACUGGAGGGUGUACCUGUUCCAGGCGCCGAACGCGGAGCAGAUGCAGUCUUGGAUCACGCGGAUCAACACGGUGGCCGCCAUGUUCUCGGCUCCUCCUUUCCCAGCGGCCAUCGGCUCGCAGAAGAAGUUCAGCCGGCCGCUGCUGCCGGGGACGGUGUCGAAGCUGACGGAGGAGGAGCAGAUCCGGUCCCACGAGGCUCGGUUCAGGGCCCUGUCUACUGAGCUGGCGGAGCUGCGCUCCUACCCCCCCGACCGCAAGGUCAAAGGUCGCGAGCUGGAUGAGUACCGGCUGCGAGACGAGUAUCUGGAGUUUGAGAAAACCCGAUACGGGACAUACGUCAUGCUGCUGCGAGCGAAGAUCCGAAGCGGCGAGGAGGACUUGUCCGUGUUCGAGUCCCAGCUGCUGGAGGACAGCCGGCUGCAGAGGGCCCACUCCAGCCCCACGCUGCAGGACAGCAGCCAGGCCAGCCAGAUCAGCCAGGCCAGCAGCGCCAGGGACGGGGCCACCAGCAGCAAGGCCAGCGGCUGCAGCAAGGCCAGCGGCAGCAGAGUGAUCCGCAUGCCUGCAUCCAGCUCUGCUUCUUUUAAGGCCUUUUACUACUUUUAA
Cyclopterus lumpus (lumpfish) is the source of this 2154-nucleotide messenger RNA. RefSeq names its product PH and SEC7 domain-containing protein 1-like. The transcript is spliced from 15 exons. The record is from RefSeq and is a predicted model, not a curated record. NCBI's taxonomy places the organism in Eukaryota, Metazoa, Chordata, Actinopteri, Perciformes, Cyclopteridae. Gene Ontology annotation, biological process: regulation of ARF protein signal transduction. Gene Ontology annotation, molecular function: guanyl-nucleotide exchange factor activity; phospholipid binding; protein binding. Bases 1 to 2154 code for a protein of 717 amino acids.